This is a messenger RNA of Fusarium vanettenii 77-13-4, 1416 nucleotides long. RefSeq lists its product as uncharacterized. The transcript has 7 exons. Gene Ontology annotation, molecular function: oxidoreductase activity, acting on paired donors, with incorporation or reduction of molecular oxygen; monooxygenase activity; heme binding. NCBI's taxonomy places the organism in Eukaryota, Fungi, Ascomycota, Sordariomycetes, Hypocreales, Nectriaceae. The record is from RefSeq and is a predicted model, not a curated record. The coding region runs from base 1 to 1416 and encodes 471 amino acids.
AUGAAUCUCAGUAUUUCCUUGUCAUUCGCCUUGAUCGGCCUUUGUGCCGUAAUCUACCGCGUGUUGCAGAUUGGCAAGCGGGAUCCUCGCAUGCCGAAAGGCCCCCCAACGGUGCCUAUCCUAGGCAAUGCCCACAUGCUCCCAACCACGGGACUCUACAAGAAGAUGAAAGAGUGGACAAAGACCUACGGCCCAGUCUUCUCCCUCAAGAUAGGACCCUCAAACACGGUGGUGCUCUGUGAUCGAAAAGCCAUCCAUCAACUACUGCUUGACGAGAAUCACUUUCGCGUGCAGGAGGCAGAGGCCACCGUGCUUAUGAGCAAUCUGUGCAACAACCCCGACAACUUCUACAGCGAGAUUCGCAGGUACACGGCUUCAGUAGUCACCUCCAUCACCUAUGGAUGCAGAGCCCCAACUUCCGACUCAUUCUGGUGCAAGUGGACUGCCGCGAUGGAGCCUGGAGCAAACCCUCCCGUAGAUGUCUUCACGUGGCUGCAAUACAUUCCCUCGUCGUUUGCUUUCUGGAAGCGUCGCGCCAUUGACGCUGGCAAGACUAUGGAUGGGACAUGGGGCGAGGCUCGUCGUCGAGUCGAGGAGCGCCGAGCAAAGGGUGAGAAGCGAAGGUGCAUCGUGGACACCCUCCUCGACGAGUACGAGAAGAAGGGGUGGCCCUCUUCGAUUCCCCAGCAUGCCUUUACGAACCUGCUUGGGGAGAUCAUUGAGGGAGGUGCCGAUACAACUGCCGCUCAGCUUCUGACCCUGAUUCUGGCAUUUGCCUUGCAUCCAGAGGUGCAGACCAAGGCCCGAGAGGAGAUUGAUGCCAUCUGCGGCACGGAAAGAUCGCCGCGAUGGGACGACUUUUCAAAGCUCCCUUUCAUCAACUGCAUAGUCAAGGAAGGGAUGCGAUGGAGACCUGUUGCCGUUACGGCGUUGCCGCACAAGGUCCGCCAAGACGAUGAAUACCAGGGCAUGUUGAUCCCCAAGGACUCCACCAUCUUCAUCCCGACCUGGGCAAUCCACCACAACGAGAACAUCUACAAAGACCCCGAAACCUUCGACCCGGACAGAUACGCCCAGCACCCAAGGCUAGCAAACGACUACGCUGGAAGCCCAGACUGGGCCAACCGCGACCACUACAACUACGGCGCAGGCAGGAGAAUCUGUCCGGGAAUCCACCUCGCGGAGCGCAACAUGUGGCGCAUCGCCUCCAAGCUCCUCUGGGCCUUUGAGUUUGCCGAGCCGACUGACCCCAAGACCGGCGAGGUUACGCAUCUUGAUCCUGAGGCGUAUAAUCCGGGGAUUUUGCAGGCUCCCCUUCCUUUCAAGGUCAGCAUCAAGCCAAGAAGCGAGGCACAUGUAGCGACAAUUCUCCGCGAGCACGAGGGGUCUCUUGAGUUUCUGAGUCAGUAUAGCUAG